Striga asiatica is the source of this 600-nucleotide messenger RNA. The record is from the annotation of a GenBank genome assembly. NCBI's taxonomy places the organism in Eukaryota, Viridiplantae, Streptophyta, Magnoliopsida, Lamiales, Orobanchaceae.
AUGAGGGGCAAGGUGAAUAACGACUCACCUCUUGCAUUAGGCAAGAAUUUGAAGGAAAGAGGGCCAAUACCACAGAGAGGGCAGAUCAAAAAGAAGAUAGCAGCUAAAGCGAUUCGAUCACUUGUGUCUAUCAUGUCAUCAUCAUCUUCGUCUCGGUAUUUGGGUACGCCGAGGAAAAGGGCACUAACACCCCAAUCUCAACAAGCAAAUGUUUAUUAUAUGCCGCCUUCACUAACAUAUACGAAGAGGAGGGCCAUUCGAAGAAAACCACAGAAGCUUUUUGCUAAAUGUUUUAACGAUGGCCCAAGUCCACUUUCUCCAGCUCAAACAAUCGUGCUCUUUUACUCGGCCAUUAACGAGAAGAACAUGAAACAACUAGAUGCGAUAAUAGCCGAAGAUUGUUUUUUCGAUGAUUUCUCUUUUCCUAAACCAUUCCAAGGGAAAAAGGAGGUCAUGCAUUUUCUUGAACAACUUAUAAUGUGCAUGGGCCAAAAUAUGCAGUUCAACAUAGAGCAUAUAUGCAGAGGGGAAGACAAUUCAGUUGGAGUCAAUUGGCACUUGGGUACUUUACCAAUCUUCAGCCCCUUAAGAAUGUUUUAA